Molecule: messenger RNA, 5244 nt
Organism: Geosmithia morbida
Lineage: Eukaryota; Fungi; Ascomycota; Sordariomycetes; Hypocreales; Bionectriaceae
Product: DNA-directed RNA polymerase II subunit RPB1
Exons: 2
Coding region: 1-5244 (1747 amino acids)
Biological process (GO): transcription by RNA polymerase II
Cellular component (GO): RNA polymerase II, core complex
Molecular function (GO): DNA binding
Source: RefSeq, a predicted model, not a curated record
AUGGCGAACCUCUACUUCACCCACUCGAGCGCGCCGCUCAAGACGGUAGAGGAGAUCCAGUUCGGUCUGAUGUCUCCCGACGAGAUCAAGAGCAUGAGUGUGGCUCACAUCCAGUACCCCGAGACCAUGGAGGAGAACAAGACCAAGCCUCGCGAUGGCGGCCUCAACGACCCUCUCCUCGGAUCCAUCGACCGGCAGUUCAAGUGCAAGACGUGCACUCAGUCUAUGAGCGAGUGCCCUGGUCACUUUGGACACAUCGAGCUGGCCAAGCCCGUCUACCAUCCCGGCUUCAUCAAGAAGGUCAAAAAGAUCCUCGAGAUGGUCUGCCACAACUGCAGCAAAGUGUUGGCCGAUGAAAGCGAUCCCGAGUUUGUCGCUGCGAUUCGCACCCGCGAUCCCAAGGUCCGCUUCCAGCGCGUCUGGGCCGUCUGCAAGAAGAAGCGCAAGUGCGAGAAUGAGGAGCGCGUCGACAAGAACGAGGAGUUCGCCCCCGGCAUGAAGCCCAAGCACAUCGACAACCACGGAGGCUGUGGCAACGCCCAGCCCUUGGUUCGCCAGGCUGCUCUCCAACUCAAGGCCGCCACCGAGGUAUCUACCGAGGAUGGCCCCAAGAAGAAGGAGACGGUCCCCAUCACGGCUGAGCACGCCCACUCGAUUAUGCGUCGUAUAUGUGAGAAGGACCUGCGCAACAUGGGCCUCAACUCCGAUUAUGCCCGUCCCGAGUGGAUGAUCGUCACCGUCCUUCCCGUGCCGCCGCCGCCUGUGCGUCCCAGUAUCUCCAUGGACGGAACGGGUACCGGUAUGCGCAACGAAGAUGAUCUGACCUACAAGCUCGGUGACAUCAUCCGCGCCAACGGCAACGUGAAGCAGGCCAUCCGUGAGGGUUCCCCCGCACACAUUGCCAGGGACUUUGAGGAGCUCCUCCAGUACCAUGUUGCCACCUACAUGGAUAACGAUAUUGCUGGACAGCCCCGGGCCCUGCAGAAGAGUGGACGUCCGGUCAAGGCCAUCCGCGCGCGUCUCAAGGGCAAGGAGGGUCGUCUGCGUGGCAACCUGAUGGGCAAGCGUGUCGACUUCUCGGCCCGUACCGUCAUCACGGGUGACGCCAACCUUUCCCUCGACGAGGUCGGUGUGCCUCGCAGCAUUGCGCGUACCCUGACGUACCCCGAGACGGUCACGCCGUACAACAUCGGCAAGCUUCACCAGCUGGUCGAGAACGGCCCCAACGAGCACCCCGGCGCCAAGUACGUCAUCCGCUCCGACGGCACCCGCAUCGACCUGCGGCAUCAUAGGCGUGCUGCCCAGAUCUCGCUCGAGUACGGCUGGAAGGUCGAGCGUCAUCUCAUGGACGGCGACUACAUCAUCUUCAACCGUCAGCCCUCGCUGCACAAGGAGUCCAUGAUGGGUCACCGUGUCCGUGUCAUGCCCUACUCUACCUUCCGUCUCAACCUGUCGGUCACGUCCCCCUACAACGCCGAUUUCGAUGGUGACGAGAUGAACCUCCACGUUCCCCAGAGCGAGGAGACGCGUGCCGAGGUCAAGGAGCUGUGCCUGGUCCCGCAGAACAUUGUGUCGCCCCAGAAGAACGCCCCCCUGAUGGGUAUCGUCCAGGACUCCCUGGCUGGCGUCUACAAGCUGUGCAGGCGAGAUGUCUUCCUCGACAAGGACGAGGUCAUGAACCUGAUGCUGUGGGUCCCCGGCUGGGACGGUAUCAUCCCUCAGCCCUCGAUCUUGAAGCCCCGUCCCCGCUGGACUGGCAAGCAGCUCGUCAGCCUGGUCAUCCCGCCCGAGGUCAGCAUCCAGGCUGGCUCGGACAGCUACAAUUCCCUGCUGAAGGACGACGGUAUCCUCAUCCAGGGCGGCCAGCUGAUCUACGGCCUGCUCAAGAAGAAGCACGUCGGCGCCCAGGCUGGUGGUAUCAUCCACAUUGCCUACAACGAGCUCGGUCCCAGCUACGCCAUGACCUUCCUCAACAGCCUCCAGCAGAUCGUCACGUACUGGCUGCUGCACAACGGUCACAGCAUCGGUGUCGGUGACACGAUUCCCGACAAGAAGACGAUCGAGAAGGUUCAGCUCGACAUCGACGACGAGAAGAACAAGGUCGCCGACCUCACCGCCAAGGCUACCGCCAACGAGCUCGAGGCCCUGCCCGGUAUGAACGUCCGUGCAACCUUCGAGCACGAGGUCGGUGUAGCGCUCAACCGAGCCCGUGACCGUGCCGGUACCACGACGCAGAACAGUCUGAAGGACUCCAACAACGCCGUCACCAUGGCCGAUUCCGGCUCCAAGGGUUCCUCCAUCAACAUCUCGCAGAUGUCGGCUCUCGUCGGUCAGCAGAUGGUGGAGGGGAAGCGUAUCCCCUUCGGUUUCAAGUACCGCACCCUGCCGCACUUCACCAAGGAUGACUACUCGCCCGAGUCUCGCGGCUUCGUCGAGAACUCGUAUCUGCGUGGCCUGACGCCCACCGAGUUCUUCUUCCACGCCAUGGCCGGUCGCGAAGGUCUCAUCGAUACGGCCGUCAAGACUGCCGAGACCGGCUACAUCCAGCGCCGUCUCGUCAAGGCGCUGGAAGACCUGAGUGCGCGCUACGACGGCACUGUCCGCAACUCGCUGGGCGACAUUGUCCAGUUUCUCUACGGCGAGGACGGUCUCGACGCCAUGUGCAUCGAGCAGCAGAAGAUGGGCAUCCUGAACCCGUCCAACGACAAGUUCGCCGAGAAGUACCGUCUGGACCUCGCGAACCCGCCGGAGUGGUUCAGGAGGGACUACGAGUACGGCAACGAGCUGACUGGUGACAAGGAGUCCAUGGACCUCUUGGACGAGGAGUGGGAGGCUCUGUGGGCCGACCGCGAGAUCGUGCGCAAGAUCAACCGCCCCAAGAAGGACGAGGACAUGAUGCAGCUGCCUCUCAACAUCAACCGUAUCAUCGAGUCGGCUAAGCGCAUCUUCAACGUCAAGGCGACGGACCGCAGCAACCUGCGCCCGUCGGACGUCGUCCCUGCGGUCCAGAACCUCCUGAGAAAGGUGGCCAUCGUCCGUGGCGCGGACCCCAUCUCGCAGGAGGCCGACUCGAACGCCACCAUCCUGUUCAAGGCUCUGGUCCGCUCCAGGCUCGCCUUCAAGGACCUGAUCAAGGUCCACCGGCUCAACAAGCUGGCUUUUGAGCACAUCAUCGGCGAGCUCCAGAACCGCUGGGACAGGGCGUUUGUCAGCCCCGGUGAGAUGGUCGGUGUGCUGGCGGCGCAGUCCAUCGGAGAGCCUGCCACGCAGAUGACGCUCAACACCUUCCACUUCGCCGGUGUGUCGUCCAAGAACGUGACGCUCGGCGUGCCCCGUCUCAAGGAGAUCCUCAACUUGGCGAGCAACAUCAAGACGCCGUCCAUGACGGUCUACGUCGACAGCCCGCUGGCCAAGCAGGAGCAGGCCAAGAAGCUCCGCAGCGUUGUCGAGUACACCAACCUGCGCUCCGUCACGGCCGUCACCGAGAUCCACUACGACCCCGAUAUCCAGGAGACGACGAUUGCGAGCGACGUGGACAUGGUCGAGUCGUACUUCCUCAUCCCCGAGGAGGGCGUGGAUACGUCGGCCAGGCAGUCCAGGUGGCUGCUGCGCAUCAUCCUCGACCGCCAGAAGAUGCUUGACAAGGAGAUCCGCGUCGAGGACAUCGCUCAGCGCAUCAAGGAGGAGUAUCCCAAGGAUCUCGCCAUCAUCUUCAGCGACAACAACGCCGAUGAGCAGGUCAUCCGCAUCCGUACCAUCAAGAGCAAGGAGAAUCCGGAAGACGACAACGGCGCCUCGAUCGAGGACGAUGUCAUGCUCAAGCGCCUCGAGGCCCACCUGCUGGACACCAUGACGCUCCGCGGCGUGCCCGGCAUCGAGCGUGCCUUCCUCACCAAGGGCACGACGCUCAACACGACGCCGGACGGCGCGCAGAUUGCGGUCAAGGACGAUCCUCGAUGCACCGAGUGGUACCUGGACACGUCCGGUUCGGCCCUGCGCGAGGUGCUGGCCGUGGACGGCAUCGAUGCGUCGCGCACGUCGUGCAACGACCUGUGGCAGAUCGUCGACGUCUUCGGCAUCGAAGCCGCGCGUUCCGCCCUGCUGCGCGAGCUGGUCAACGUGCUGGCGUUUGACGGUUCGUACGUGAACCACCGACACAUGGCCCUGCUGGUGGAUGUCAUGACGUACAGGGGUACCAUCUCUGCCGUCACGCGCCACGGCAUCAACCGUGCCGACACGGGUGCGCUGAUGCGCUGCUCCUUCGAGGAGACGGUCGAGAUCCUGCUCGAGGCCGCCGCGACGGGAGAGCUCGACGACUGCAGGGGCAUCUCGGAGAACGUCAUGCUCGGCCAGAUGGCGCCCAUGGGCACCGGCAACUUCGACACGCUGCUGGACCCCAAGAUGCUCGAGACGGUCAUCUCGGACAACUCGCGCAUGGGUCUCAUGCCUGGCAUGCCGGUCAAGGAGGGUGACGUCGAGGGUGCGGCCACUCCGUACGACACGGGUUCGCCGAUGGCGGACUCGGGCUACAACAGCAUGAGCUCGCCGUCGGCCGGGAACUUCUCCCCCAUCCAGGGAGCGGGAUCGGAGACGCCGGCCGGAUUCGGCACCGAGUACGGCGGCGGCGGCUUCGGCGGCGGGGUCGGCGCCAUGAGCCCGUACUCGCGCGGCGGAGCCACGAGCCCGUUCAGCACGUCGCCCACGAGCCCGUUCAGCGCCGGGAUGGGAGGCUACUCGCCCACGUCCCCGGCCGGGGGCUACUCGCCGACGUCGCCUCUCAUCGACGGAGGGGCCGGCCGGUUCGCGACGACGCCGUCGUUCAGCCCAUCGUCGCCGUCGUUCUCGCCGACGUCGCCGAUGCUGCGACCGGGCGGUCCGACGAGCCCGACGAGCCCCGGCUACAGCCCGUCGUCGCCCAACUACUCGCCGACGUCGCCGACGUCGCCCAGGCACUACUCCCCCACGUCGCCGGCCAACUUCAACUCGCCGACGUCGCCGACGUACUCGCCCGCGAGCCCGAGCUACAGCCCGGCGUCGCCCAACAUCCACGGCGACGGCCCGACGUCUCCGGCCUACUCGCCUGCGUCGCCGUCGUGGUCACCGACGUCGCCGGCUUACUCUCCGACCAGUCCGCGCUUCGCCAACGCGGGGGCAGGGCAGUCACCCACGAGCCCGAGCUACUCCCCAACCUCUCCGUCCUUCUCGCCGUCCACACCUGGGCCGGGAACGUCGGGUAACCAAUAG